UUGCAACAGCAAUGUCCUCCGCGAGGAGAAAUAUCACCAUGUACUUGCACGGUCAAGAAAAAUGGUUUGGAUAUUUUGUGCGAGUUCACCGACCAACAGCACAUCAACGAUGCAAUGGGCGUGCUGAAGGGAAAGUCUUUGGUUAUUUUUUAUCUGAAACUAAGACAUAACAACCUGAAAAAAUUACCUGGAUUUGUCUUUUUGGGUUUGGAUAUACGUCAUCUCACCAUCCACAAUAGCAGUUUGUCUGUAGUUGAAGAAGCAUCUCUCAGUUCCAUAGGUAAAAUGUUGACCCAACUAGACGUCUCGCAAAAUAGUCUGACCCAAGUUCCUUCAUCGGCCUUCAAGAAUUUACACCAUCUCCUCAUCCUCAACAUGAACCACAAUAAGAUCAGCAGCUUGCAUGCUAAAGCAUUUCAAGGACUAGACACACUCGAGAUUCUAACUCUUUAUGAGAACAAGAUUAAUAACAUCGAUCCGGAGGCAUUUGUAGGUCUAGAAAAAAAGCUGAAGAGGCUGAACCUAGGUGGAAAUGGAUUAACAUCGGUACCACAGAAAUCUCUGGCUCUACUCGACACUCUGAAAAAGCUGGAAAUGCAGGAAAAUAGGAUAAGUGAAAUACGAGAAGGAGAUUUUGAAGGUCUGAAAAACCUCGAUUCCUUGGGACUGGCUCACAACAAACUGCGACAAGUUCCGUCGAAAGUUUUCUCCCAUCUGACGAUGUUGAAUUCUUUGGAAUUGGAUGGAAACAAUAUUGACACCAUAGACCCAGAAGCAUUCUCGGGGUUAGAAGAGAACCUCCAAUAUCUCCGCCUAGGUGAUAACAACAUUCACACAAUUCCAACUGAUGCAUUGAAAGGACUGCACCGAUUACGUCACUUGGAUUUGAGGUCUAACAAUAUCUCGUACAUCGCUGAGGAUGCUUUUUCGGGCUUUGGAGAUUCCAUCACGUUCUUGAAUCUGCAAAAGAAUGACAUCAGAACUUUAACUGGUAUAACAUUUGAGAACCUAAACUCUCUGGAAACUCUCAAUCUACAGAACAACAAACUAAUGCACAUUUCAGAAGACGUUAUGGAGCCAAUACUGGACACACUUCGAGUUGUUGAUAUUAUGGAUAAUCCGCUUCUCUGUGAAUGCGAGCUUCAGUGGUAUAAAAAUUGGUUGAGAAACCUCAAAGAUAAAGACGAUGAAAUGAUGCAGAAGAAACGCACAGUAUGCACCAUGCAGCACGAGCACCGUGAAUAUAGUCUGCAGAGUUUACCAUUGGAAAAAAUGAAUUGCGUCAUCAAAAGUUACGAAGCAAACCCUAGAGGGGGAUCAAGCGACAGACGUGUUGGAUUGUUAGCGCGCACAGUUUUUAGCAUGUGCAUUUUAGCAAAGAAAUAUAUUUAACAGUAGCAGUUAAAGGAGAAAAAAUAGCAAGUUUUAGAAACUAUAUCAUUCCGUUUGUAAUUAUUAAAAUAUAAAUAAGUUAGUAGAGCAAGACAUUCCGUAUUUCAAAGUUUUUCUCUUUUGCCGUCGUAUAGAUUACAAACUAGAGCAUGUAUGUUAGCUUCUCCAGUAAGCUUAUUAGCUUAAUUUUAGUAGUACCUUUCUCCAUUCGACAAGAGUUCGCAUUUCGAAUAAAGAAUGAAAUUAAAAUGAAGACCAUUUCUGAAACAAAAUUGGGUUAGAAAUGGGCGUUGCAGACUUUGUGACUAUCUCAAAAUUAAAAAUUAAUAAGGACACAGAUAUUCCAUUAUACUCGAAAUUUCAGAAUGCGAACUCCAUUCAUAUUACAUUAUUUGUGAGGUAAUGCUUUCAGAUCGACGUUUCGAAUAUUUGUUGAAAUAUAAAUAGCUUUGGACAUCCAGCUAAGUGAUUGUGUCUCUUGCAAGAAAUAUACGAAACAUAUCUGAAGCAUGAUUUUAUACAUAUCAAAAUAUAGACUAAGUUAACCAGGAGUUGAUGAAGUCCACCGCAUUCUUGUGUCCCAAUUUACUCUUUCUGAGUGUAUUUUUGAACAAGUGAAUAGCUGAAAAUUAACUAGCUGAGUGUUUAUUAGGAUAAUGAGAAAUGGCGAUCAUGAUCUGUUAUUUUUCAGCAAUUCCACUUCAAUCGUUUGUCAUAGAUCUUGAUGUUUAAAAAUGUCUAGCUAAAUAUAGAUGUAAGUGAAAUUCAUAAAAUUCUCCGGGUAUAUUAUUUUCAAAUUCGCGCAUCAAACUCAAAUAAAACAUUGGUUGGGGACAACUGGCCUACAUAUCAUGGUGGACGAAAAAAAUCAUAUCAAAUGUGCCGCAGUAAUUGUAAAGUAUCUUUCAAUCUAAAAAAUUGAAUGAGUUGUGACAGAUUCUUUUUUUGUGAGACAGCCCGGAUUUCUUCUGAAGGGAUUCGGUACAAAGAAAGGAUCUGAACCUGUUGUUCUUGUAAAUUGUAGUUUAGUAGAUAAUAAAGUGCAUGUUAGUUUGUAAACAUAUUUACCAUGUGAGCUUCAAGUAACCAUAUCAUCAAUUGUUGAGAAAUAUAUUUAGGAAUAUAUCUUAGAUUAGGUUUGAUGAAACAUUUGUCAAUGCACUUCAGUGUGUUCACGAGAGUCGAGAGUCCUACUUCAUGCAAUUUUUGCUCUACAUGUACCUAAAUACGAAUAUUAUAGAUAAACAUAGAAGACGGGAGAAAACACCCCCAUCCUAUAACAUUGCCAUAAUAAAAACAGUUCGUGAAAAUUUGCAUGGAGAAAUGGUCUAUAAGAGUAGUACAGCUAUGGGUGACUUAGUAGGAAAAUUUUCGAAUUUCUAUAUUUUUCUACAAUCACCCCAAAAAUGAGAGCAAUACUAUUAAUUACUACCAUCUGGGUUCAGCCCCAAAAAUUUAAACAUAUCAUGUAAUUGAAAAAACUAUUUGCGAUAACCAACAUAUCUUGAUAUUUUGUAAAAUUAGGAAAUAGAGAAGAGAAAAUGUGAAUUUAAUAAAUGGAGGUAUUUUUGUGGCAAUGUUUAGGCGUGCCAUUCUAAAAAUGGCAACCGCCAGACCAUUUCAAGACAUAUCCGGUUGCGGUAGAACAAAACUUCGCGUUCUUAUGGGAGCUCAAUGCAAAAAAAUUGCAAUAUUUUUCUAAAAUUUCUAGUGUCAGGUCGUUAUCGCAUAUGAACGCGAAGAGCUCGCCCAACCCUCCCAUUUUUUACUAUACUUUACCAUAUUCAAAUAUAUAUGUAUAUGUAACAGUAAUAAAGCACAUUCAAAGUUAGGUGUAAUCAUUAUAUUGAAUAUGGCUGUUGUGCAAAACUGUGUCAUUACAAUAUAUUCAAAAUAUUAUAUUCAAUGUUUCCAAUUGUAAUGUUAUAUCAAUGUCGAAUUCAAUAAAGAAAUUAUGCUGACACUACA
Leptinotarsa decemlineata (Colorado potato beetle) is the source of this 3360-nucleotide messenger RNA. RefSeq lists its product as uncharacterized. Gene Ontology annotation, cellular component: plasma membrane. Gene Ontology annotation, molecular function: protein binding. The record is from RefSeq and is a predicted model, not a curated record. Lineage: Eukaryota; Metazoa; Arthropoda; Insecta; Coleoptera; Chrysomelidae.